GGCCACUUGGUUUUGUCCCUGCAAAAAUCCCAUCAUCUCUUUCCUUUCCUUCCCUCCUGAACCAGACCACAGCAUCAAAAAACGCACACAGUCACACACUAAAAACUAUACCUAUUACCUACAAGUUGAUAGAGAACUUGUAAAAGACCAGAAGAAAAAGGAAAAAAAAAUUCAGAACAUCACAUCAAUCCCAAAACAGAGGAAUUUUUUGAGGAAGAAGAAGAAGAAGAAAGAAGAAGGUCAGUCUAUAUAUGCUAAUUAUAAGGUGAAACCAAGGAGUGUGUGACACAUUUUCCUCUCUGUAUUUGUUAAUGCAUCAGAAAAGAUUCGAGCUUCUGCAUCAGAUCGGAAAGGACAUUAAUGGCGGCGUCUCGUCCGAUUUGAAUAUAAACAUCCCAACCCGUUUUACCCACCAUUUUCAACAAUCCCAGAAACAGUCAACACCAUCUUCUUCUUCACAAAAUUCACCGCCUCAACCUCAUCUUCACAUCAAGAUUCCUCCUUUCUCUUCGAAUUCUUCGAAUCAGAAUGAACCCAUCUGGCAGAAUUACUCGGAGAACAACAACACCCCAAUUUCUACACCCCAUAAAAGACCGAUGAUGUCUCAAAGUUCCAGCUUUGCUCGUUCUCCGACCCUUUCUUCUUUUCAUCACCUCAAAACGGAUCAAGGUGAUAAUACUGUUCAAACUGGCGCCAAAUUCCCGCAUCCGUAUCAUGCUCACAAGAAUGGUUCGGUGUUGAAUUCGGGUUCUUCCCAUAAAUCUUGUCCUUGUUCGUCUUCAAUUCCUAUGCUUUUAGCUACAAAAAGAAUUACUCUCAGAUUGAUUCACCAUUGGUGCCAUGCCUCGUGGUUCAGGGUCCAUUUGAAGGUUUUUACUUUGAUUUCCUUGCCUACUGUAUAUUUUCUCACCUCAAAUCGUCGCUGGUCUUUCUUGCUUCACUUGCUAUAUUUUCUUAUUUUCUCCGCUCUUCUAGUGAUUUCGCUCCAUUUAGGCCUCCCUAGAUUUCCCUCAGUUCGAUUGUUUAUUGAGAAAACUUUGCAUAUUAGUCUUUCGUCAGUAAUCCCUCCGACUAAGCAUCACGAACCUCGAGUUGUCUGGUCGAUUGGGCACAAGCCUAAAACUGAAAAGGUUGCUAAUUCAGGGUGUUGGGUGGAGGUUUAUAGUAAUGGUGAUGUUUAUGAGGGUGAAUUUCAUAAGGGGAAGUGCUCUGGAAGUGGAGUUUAUUACUACCAUAUUAGUGGGAGGUAUGAAGGUGAUUGGGUUGAUAAUAAGUAUGACGGCUAUGGCGUUGAGACAUGGGCAAAAGGAAGUCGAUACCGUGGUCAAUACCGGCAAGGACUGAGGAAUGGAGUUGGAUUCUACAGGUCUUUUACAGGUGAUGUGUACUCGGGGGAGUGGUGUAAUGGACAGUGUCAUGGUUGUGGAUUUCAUUCUUGUGAGGAUGGAAGUAGCUAUACCGGAGAAUUUAAGUGGGGUGUAAAACAUGGCCUUGGCUGCUACCGCUUCAGAAAUGGGGAUACUUAUGCUGGUGAAUAUUUUGCUGACAAGAUGCAUGGUUAUGGGGUUUAUCAUUUUGCAAAUGGCCACCGUUAUGAGGGAGCUUGGCAUGAGGGGAGAAGGCAAGGUUUUGGAACAUAUACUUUCAGAAAUGGAGAAACUCAGUCUGGAUACUGGCAAAAUGGAGUUCUUAGUGCUUCUAGCCCCCGGGGCACCCUUCCUGCGUCUUCGACUGCAUAUGACCAAGCAAAGGUUCUUCACGCAGUUCAGGUAACUAAAAUGAAUGCAACUGUUAUAGGCAUGUAUCAUUUGUCUCCAUGAAAAUAAUCUACGCAAGUUGUACUUUAGUACAAUCUGUUGAGCUUUAACAACUUGUUCUAUUCUCUAAUGCCGCACACAUAAAGCUCCAAUAUUCUCUGCACAUAAUUUUCUGUUAAUACGGAAAGGGAUUUAUGUCCUCUAUUAGCUUGAGCUGGUUUUAACCUGUAUAGUUUCUCCUGCUGAUUGUUUCCAACUUGUGAAAAUUAACUUUUUAGCCUUUCAGCUGUUCUUUAUGAUAUUUCCCGAAAGUAAAUACCGUUGAAUGCUUGCAGGAAGCACGGACAGCUGCACAAAAGGCAGCUCAGUUGCCAAAUCCUGAGGAAAGAGUAAAAAGAGCUGUAGCAGCAGCUAAUAGGUCUGCAAAUGCAGCAAGAGUUACAGCAGUGAAAGCAGUCCAAAACCGGAUGCACCGUAACAAUUAUAAUAAUCUCGAUGUUCUGUGACUAGCUGUAUGAUAAUUCUUGAGGGUUGCCAACAAGUUUUCUCGGUACAGAUGUUAGUCCCAUGGUGGUGUUCUUUUGCAAAAAGGCGAAGACACUAAGAGGGACUUCCAUGGACGGCGAUCAGAUCAAUCAAGUUACUGGUAGAGAGAGUUACAGGACGAAUGCAUCAGUUAUACUUAAUUUUGCCCCAGCAAAAAAAGUGUACAUAAUAAGAUCAUGCUAAUUCCACAAAUGGAGCACAGUACUGGUGCCACCCUAGCAAAGUAGGUGUUUUUUUGCCUUCUUGCAUUGUCCAAUUGUAUAUAGUGGCAUGUGUUGGAACCCCAACCCAUGGGAUUCAAACACUGAAUUAGCUCUUGAAGUUUGCGUCUUCAAAGUAAUCGAUGUAAUAUUUCCUUCAUCAAGCUGAUAAAAAUUUAUUGUGGUUAUAAGAGAAGAAACCAUUAGCAUAGAAGUUUUCAUGAGUGGAAAAGAACAACCCCCCCUCGGUAUUCAGACUGAAGAAUGUUGAGGGUUGAGAAUUUCCCCUUGAUUCUCCUUCCGCACAAGUUCUUCAACAAAAAGUUGGGAUUCAUACAAAAUUCUCGACGUUGAAAUUAUGUUAAACUGCCUUGUAAGCAACGACAAUACUUCAUCGUCGUUAUGGUUAGCUUGCACAUGGCAACAUCCCAGAAGCCAAAUCGAUUAGUGAAGGAAGCCAGAUCCACUUAAUUGGUGCCCAGCAAAUUAUAGCUAAUGUGUGAGG
Molecule: messenger RNA, 3008 nt
Organism: Oldenlandia corymbosa var. corymbosa
Lineage: Eukaryota; Viridiplantae; Streptophyta; Magnoliopsida; Gentianales; Rubiaceae
Source: the annotation of a GenBank genome assembly